UCCCGCACGUGAUCUCCAUGGAAACGUCAUCAAGCUCUAGUCUAGAAGUCUUCCUGUUGAUAGUUGUGCGUUAGCUGGUCAUGGCAGCAAAGGUAAUGAUAAAGAGGGCUGAUCCAGCAGAGCUCAAGUCCAUUUUCUUGAAGUAUGCCAGUGUGGAGAAGAAUGGAGAGCACCACAUGUCCCCUGAGGACUUCGUGUCAAAGUUCCUCCAUGCACAGACAGACAUAAGGCUGUCCAAGGAGGCCACCGUUCUACUGGCAGGCGUUCUGGACCAGACCAAAGAUGGGUUGAUCUCCUUCCAGGAGUUUCUGGCGUUUGAGUCGGUGCUGUGUGCUCCGGAUGCUCUCUUCAUGGUCGCCUUCCAGCUCUUUGACAAAACUGGAAAUGGCGUUGCCACUUUUGAGGAUGUGAAACAAGUUUUCAGUCAGACCACUAUUCACCAGCACAUCCCCUUUAACUGGAACUCAGAAUUUGUUCAGCUUCACUUUGGCGCAGAGAGGAAGAAACACCUCAACUACGGGGAGUUCACUCAGUUUCUGCUGGAGAUGCAGCUUGAACAUGCCAGACAGGCUUUUGCACAGAGAGACAAGGUCAAGACCGGCGCCAUCACGGCUCUGGACUUCAGGGACAUCAUGGUGACCAUCAGACCCCACAUGCUCACACCAUUUGUGGAGGAAUGCUUAGUUGCAGCUGCCGGUGGCAGUACGUCACAUCAGGUCAGCUUUUCCUACUUUAAUGGCUUCAACUCUCUGCUAAACAACAUGGAGCUCAUUAGGAAGAUCUACACCACCCUGGCAGGCAACCGCAGGGAUGUGGAAGUUACUAAAGAGGAGUUCAUCAUCGCUGCCCAAAGGUUUGGCCAGGUGACCCCAAUGGAAGUGGACAUCCUGUUCCAGCUGGCCGACCUGUCGGAGCCAAGAGGGCGUGUUGGUUUAGUUGACAUUGAGAUGAUUGCACCUCUGGAGGAGGGAGCUCUUCCUUACAACCUUGCUGAGAUUCAAAGACAGGUAAGACACAGAAACGGGGACGCGUCUCGCUCGGUUCUGCUUCAGGCUUCUGAGUCGGCGUACAGGUUCACCCUGGGCUCUGUGGCUGGAGCCGUGGGUGCCACCGCCGUGUACCCCAUCGACCUGGUGAAGACCCGCAUGCAGAACCAGCGUUCUUCAGGAUCCUUCGUGGAUGAGCUGAUGUAUAAGAACAGCAUUGAUUGCUUCAAGAAGGUGGUGCGCUACGAGGGCUUCUUCGGUCUCUACAGAGGCCUCGUACCGCAGCUUCUGGGCGUGGCUCCCGAGAAAGCCAUAAAGCUUACAGUGAACGACUUUGUGAGAGGAAAGACUAUGCAAAAAGAUGGCAGCGUUCCUCUACCUUUCGAAAUCUUGGCCGGCGGAUGUGCUGGGGGAUCUCAGGUGAUCUUCACAAACCCUCUGGAGAUCGUGAAGAUCCGACUGCAGGUGGCGGGAGAAAUCACCACAGGGCCACGCGUCAGCGCUCUCUCCGUCAUCCGUGACCUGGGGUUCUUCGGCCUGUACAAGGGUGCAAAAGCCUGCUUCCUGAGAGACAUCCCCUUCUCGGCCAUCUACUUCCCCUGCUACGCGCACAUCAAGGCGGCCCUGAGCGACGGAGACGGGCGAGUGGGACCUGGCAGGCUGUUGCUGGCAGGGGCGCUGGCGGGCAUGCCUGCCGCAUCCCUGGUGACCCCUGCUGAUGUUAUCAAGACCCGGUUACAAGUGGCUGCCCGUGCAGGUCAGACUACGUACAAUGGACUCAUUGACUGUUUCUGGAAGAUUCUUCAGGAGGAGGGUCCUCGUGCCUUCUGGAAAGGAGCUGGAGCACGCGUGUUUCGCUCCUCGCCUCAGUUCGGAGUGACGCUGGUGACCUAUGAGCUGCUGCAGAGGUGGUUUUACGUAGACUUCGGUGGACAAAAACCAGCUGGCGCAGAGCCUACUCCCAAGUCUCGGAUCAGCCUCCCGGCGCCCAAUCCUGACCACAUCGGUGGCUUCAGGUUGGCCGUGGCCACGUUUGCUGGCAUCGAGAGUAAAUUUGGACUGCAUCUACCACGAUUCCAAGCGUCUGCCGCCCCCCACGCUUGAGGCAAACGCCUGCACUACAGGGUGACGCUACCCUUCACUGGAACAAACACGUGAAUCUCAUAAAACCUUCAGCAGGAAAACUGAAAAGGAUGUUUCAUGUGAAUAUUAAUGCAUAUUACAGCUUUAAAGUAGAUGGGGGCGAUCUACCAAAGUUGGGAUGGUCGUGGGACUUGGUUUUUGAAUUGUAAAUUUUUCAUUUGAUUAUUUUAUUUUGAUUUAUUUACCUGAAAAAUUACGUUUAACAAACUUCCAAAAUGAUUAAAUGGUUAUGACUUUCCCAAUCAAUUCAUUGUGUUUUACUAAAUUUGAUCCCCUUUUAUUUCAUUUAUAAAAUGAACUCAAGUCAAUUGAGUUUUGACAGUACUAGCAUAUCCCGUAGAAACUAAAAGAUUUAUUUAUUUAUUUUUUAAGUGAUAGAUGUGUAACUGUUUACAUUUUCUUUUCUCCUUUUACCAUAAAACUAUGUAAUCACAUACUACUCGCGUUCAUUUCAUUACUGAUGUGGACACUCACAUUUGAAUGUAUUAUAAUAUUCCAUAUUUAUGUUUGAAUCGUGUUUUGGGGAUAUACAAGCAGUGUUGAUUUAUAGUCCGGAGACCAAGGUUUUUACAGAUAAUGUACUGUAUGUUAGUACUGCAUUUCUUUAAUUGAAAAUUGAGGUGAGAACAUUAUAUAUAUUGAGCUGUACAGUAGAGCUGAUUGUACAAAGUGUGUAAAGAUUGUGCCUUACUAUAAGUAUGGCAGCAAUAGAUGCACUGAUUGUAAGAAAUAUUUAUUAAAAGAUCAAAGCAAAACUGGUUUAGAAUGUUUUAUUAAUCAAUACUCAUUGCAUUUAGCCACACACUUCUCACCUAUGGUUUUCAAUAACAUCAUUUCUAAAAUGUGAAUUUUUUUAGCAAGCACAUAAUACCUGUUUGCAUUGCUAUAACACUGAUGAGAAAGCCACUAUUGAUGACAGUUAAACGUACACGACUUUAUUUGUCAAUACUUCAUGCAGGGAGCUCAGUACAAAAAUAUACACACACUGUUCAAGUAUACUAGAAAUAACCACCAACCAACGUCGAUAAUGCCUUCCUAGCAGCAGGUUAUUUCAAAUUCACAUUUUCAAACAUGUUAUGGACUGAUUUAGCAGUAAAUGCUAUCAAGGUAAUGAGACGAAACACAACAAAAACUGCACACAA
Pimephales promelas (fathead minnow) is the source of this 3271-nucleotide messenger RNA. Lineage: Eukaryota; Metazoa; Chordata; Actinopteri; Cypriniformes; Leuciscidae. The record is from RefSeq and is a predicted model, not a curated record.